Molecule: messenger RNA, 2256 nt
Organism: Ectocarpus sp. CCAP 1310/34
Lineage: Eukaryota; Phaeophyceae; Ectocarpales; Ectocarpaceae
Source: the annotation of a GenBank genome assembly
GCAUCCCCCCCGAAAGUGAAAUGGCAGUAGACGUCGUGACAAAACACGCACCACAGGCAAACACGCCUGCGUUGGUCGAGCCACGGAUCGUCACUGCCCAAGACAUCGAAACGUCUGAAAAUAUACCCGAAGCGUUCCGUACAAUCGUAGUCGCUAGAACGGUAUGCAAUUGGUCAGCAAAGGACAAGUCCGCUGCAGUACAAGUUGCUAAUCCAUCCAAACGACACGUUCACAUUGCACGCGACACUAUUUUGGGGUACAUUUCGCCAGUAAAAUCGGUUGCCGAUAAAACAGUUAGCGCUGUCAAUAGCGACCAAACCACAUUCCGACACAAGCGAGACGAGUUGAAACGAGCCAUGAAAAAAGCGUUCACGAACACUACAUUUACUCCUCAACAAUGCUCGCAAGUCUUGGAUUUAUGCGCGAAAUACCGUAAUGUGUUUUCAUUAUCUCCGAAGGAGCUCGGAAAAUGCAGGAUAGCCAAGGCAGAUUUUCCGCUAGAACCAGGCACUAAACCAGUCGAUCGUGCUCCCUAUCGUACUAACCCUAGAGCGCAAGAAGUCAUCGACAAGUGUGUGGAACAAAUGGAAGACGAGGAGAUUAUUGAACAGAGACCCAGUUCAUGGGGAUCUGCUGUUACCAUCGUAGCAAAAGCUGAUGGCACUCCUCGAUUCUGCGUUGACUAUCGCUCUACUAUUAACAAGAGUCUAAUUCGAAAAUCUUGGCCCAUGCCAGAUAUAGAAUCCCAUAUUGAUACCGUUGGAGGUGCAAAAUUUAUUACUGUCUGCGAUAUUCAGUCAGCCUACCACCAAAUUGAAGUAGACGAAGCAGAGCAAGAAAAGACCGCUUUUGUGACACACAAAGGGAAAUGGGUUUUCAAACGCCUCCCCUUCGGAAUUGCGAAUGCUCCUUUUCUGUUUGCCCGUAUGAUGUCUCUGGCAUUCUCUCACUUCGGACCACGCAGUGGACUUUUGGUGUAUAUGGACGACAUUAUUUGCUGCAGCUCAAAUUGGGAGAGGCAUCUAACAUUAUUAGAAAGCAUGCUCCAAGCACUCCAAGCAGCCGGUCUUACCUUGAAACCCUCCAAAGUACAAUUUGGACCACAGGAAGUAAAAUACCUGGGGCACAUACUGUCUGCAAAAGGGAUUCGCAUUGGGGAAGAUCGUAUACAAUCUAUUAUCGACUUGCCUGUACCCAAAACAAUCAAAGCACUUCGCUCAGUAUUGGGAAUGGUUAACUAUGUGAGGAAAUUUAUACCCGACCUUUCUACGGUCAUCGCACCGCUAGUCGGACUCACACAAAAAGAGCAUGUAAAAUCAAUCGCAAAACGUUGGAACCAGGAACAUGAUAAGGCUUUUGCAGAUAUCAAACAUUUACUCAGCAAAGCACCUGUUUUAUGUUUCCCUGACUUCACCAAAGAUUUUGUGGUUCACGUGGAUGCCAGUGAAGUUGGUGCAGGAGCAUUCCUAGGCCAAAAGAACGGCGACGAUGUGAAUAUUAUCGCUUAUUUUAGCCAACGAUUUAACAAAGCUCAACGUCACUACUCUGCGACGAUGAAGGAAUGUUACGGUGUGGUCUUGAGUUUACAACACUGGCGACCCUACUUGUGGGGCAGACAUUUCGAAGUUGUCACGGAUCACGCGGCAUUGAGAUAUUUGUACACUAUGCAAGACACGUCUAAUAUGCUGACCAGAUGGGCAAUCGCUUUGCAGUCCUUUGACUUUACAGUGCGACACAAGCCGGGAAAGUUACAUGUAGUCCCAGACACCCUAUCGCGGUUGUUUGCGUUCGAUCACCAACAACAGUUGGAAGCACCGCAACUUGCACCGAUAUGUAGGAAUGUGCCUGAUGACCCUGCGUUGCACUCGAAUGUUCCAUCACGUCCGUACCAAGUGUCUGCACAUCGAUUGGAUAACUUGCGAUCGGUUCAAAGUGAUCGCGAAUUAUUCGCUGGGGAAUCAGUUUAUAUCAGCGCGACCAACGUAUUUGAAACUGUUAACCACGAUAUCUUCCGUGAAAAACAAGCUCUUGAAUAUGGCACAUAUGUCGACUAUCUUACAAAAACUGACGCCCAAUUACCUGAUAACGAGACAACCACUUCCAUGUCGUACUACUUCGUGCGUGAUGGAUUGCUGUUUAAAUCGUAUUUACCAGGCUACCUCCGGAAACGUAUUAUAUAGUACGUUUAGUGACCAAUAAGUGUUGCCUCAGGCCCUUACUGGACUAGUGCUGCACGCCUAUCACGACCACGUAUUA